CAGCAGGGAGGCGCUACUGGCGGUAAACUAAAGGACCAAGUGAAGUGCUCUCGUGCGUCAAUAUUUGGCAGCUGUUUCACAAAGGACAACACAUUUGUAUUGGAUUGAAAGUCAUUUAAUUUUUUUUGAUAAUUUAAAACAAAACUUUUUUAAGGUGAAUUUUGAUGGUGAAGUUGUCGACACGCGGAGGUUGAGCUGCCUGUAGAGACUCGUUAACCUGCAGCAGCGACGGUGUAGCAUAAACCAGAAACACAUGGAUGUCAGGAGGGGGAGGCCCAAUGAUGCUGCCCACUUCAAUCUACUCGGCCUCUGCACCCAAUAGUCAUGUCAGCCAGCUGAGCAGGUACCUGAGCAACCCCCACAACACGCCAGAAGAGGACGAUGAGACCAUGAGCUCUAAGGAGCAAGAAGCCAGGGGCGUUCACAAGCCAGACUCCGCCCCCAACUCUGAUGGCUACCGCCCCCCUCCAGAGCAUGCCACUUUUGCUGAUGACUCCCUGUUCAGCAUACAGAGGCCGGACAGGGAGCAGGAACACAAACACAACCAGACUCUCUCUCAACCUGGCUCCAGCUACUGCUUGUACCAGCCUCGCCGCAACUUGCCUGCCGGGUACAGCCAGCCGACGCCGUUCCCCAGCCGGGCUGAUGGCGCCUGGCUCCACCCGAGCUUUGCCAGCAGCUGGUCAGGGUAUCCCAACAGUUUGCCUUCCUCUCUGAACCAGAACGAUUACUCCGGCUGUUCUGGCGAUAGCGGCCUCUCAGGGUACAAGUACAGCACCAGUAUGAGCAGCUUAGAGCAGCCGCUGUCUCUGUGCUCCAAUCCGCCUUCAGGCAACUUGUUCCACCACACUCUGUCUCCGUACGCGUGCUCGCCCCAGGGAGCUGCCUGCUGCGCGCAGUGCCCCCCAGAUGCAUUCAACAGGGGGCCUGUGGCCAACAAACCCCCCUGGCCUCAAUUCCACCCACCUUAUGGCCCGUACUAUCCAGCCUGCAGACUACCUGGAGCUGAAUACACACACAUGGGCCACAACCCUCCAGCCAAAGAGAAGCACCCCCCUCACAGCACUCCUCUCUCUCUGGAGCAGAGGAGGGUGUUUGUCACUUACGAAGCGGACAACGACGAGCACGUCAAUGAGAUCAUCAACUUUGUUGCUCUGCUGCGACACAACGGCUUUGAUACGCAUAUUGAUAUUUUUGAGCAGCAGUUCAGGAGUAUAAGCAAGAUAGACUUCAUGGAGCGGUACAUCAGUGAGAAAGAGUACCUGAUCAUCAUCAUCAUCAGUCCCAAGUACUACGAGACGGUGACAGCCUCCCCUGUCGGCCCGGUGAACGACGAGCGGACCUUCAACACCGUCUACAUUCAUAAACAGCUCCAGACUGAGUUCAUCCAGAAUGGAAGCAAGAAUUUCAGGUUUAUUCCCAUUGUGUUCCCCGGGGCUAAAAAGUGUCACGUCCCGAACUGGCUCCAAAACACGCACGUUUACGACUGGCCGCUCCAUCGGGAUGACAUCCUGCGGCGGCUGAUGAGGGUCGAGAAGUACAAUCCACCCCCCAUCGGGGAGCUACCGACCAUCGUUUCCAUCCCUAUAUAGACGUCUCUGACCUGAAGACACAGACUGGA
Etheostoma cragini (Arkansas darter) is the source of this 1621-nucleotide messenger RNA. RefSeq names its product TRAF3 interacting protein 2-like (gene traf3ip2l). The transcript is spliced from 10 exons. The record is from RefSeq and is a predicted model, not a curated record. Bases 258 to 1592 code for a protein of 444 amino acids. Gene Ontology annotation, biological process: positive regulation of canonical NF-kappaB signal transduction; humoral immune response. NCBI's taxonomy places the organism in Eukaryota, Metazoa, Chordata, Actinopteri, Perciformes, Percidae.